AUGGCAGUUAAUCAAUCAAUUAACAACUUUACACAACUUACAAACUAUCCCACUACCACCACCACCACCACACCAAUAUUAUCUUCACAUGUGAAUUCAAAAAAUGAAAAAGAUAAAGUAAAAGAGGUAGGAAAAACCAUUUCCAAUUAUAAUUAUUCUGGUGAACUAUUCAAUAAUUAUAAUCAAAUUAAUCCAUAUAAAAAACAAAAAAUAAGUGAUGAUGAUGGUGGUGGUGGUGGGUAUUUUGGUUAUCCAAUGGAACAUCCAGAAUGUCAGUCAUUUAGUUUUCAAGAAUUGGUAUCCCCUGAUCAAAAAUAUGUUUUUCUGUUUUCUCCUUUUGUAUCUGCUUCAAAUUUAAAUAUCAAGAUAUCAGAUGAUGGUAAAGAAGGAACAACCACAUUCUCAUAA
This is a messenger RNA of Dictyostelium discoideum AX4, 408 nucleotides long. RefSeq lists its product as hypothetical. The record is from RefSeq and is a predicted model, not a curated record. The transcript has a single exon. Bases 1 to 408 code for a protein of 135 amino acids. Lineage: Eukaryota; Evosea; Eumycetozoa; Dictyosteliales; Dictyosteliaceae.